CUCCAGUACGUGUAUCGUCUUCGUGAACAGAAGAUAGUCCCACUCGUUGCGUUUCGUGCUCUUCUAUUAUAUUUCCUUUGUUUUCUUUAAAAUGUUCUUUCAAAAAAAUCAUUUUCUUUUUUCUCAUUAGAAUUUUUCCACAUAUAUAUAUAUAUAUAUAUAUAUAUAUAUAUAUGUGUGUGUGUGUGUAUAUAUGUAUAUCUGUGAAAAAACAAAAUCUGUUUUAUUUCCAAUAGUUUUAUUUUAUUCGUUAAAGGAAAAUAGAAGGAGAGAGAAAAAAGAUAUUGCCUUAUCACCUUGAAUUUUGAUCUCCUCUCUCUUUUUUCUACACAUUCAUCGUUCACUUUGUUAAUCCUCAUAACAGAGAAGCAUUUAUUUUCCAAGUAAAUUGCUUGACGAAUAGGCUUACGUUUCGUAAGUACGCCGCGGGAUACGAACUUCGGACAUUAGAGAUAUUUCGGCCCUGUCAGUCGAGAGGGCGAAGUUGAACCACAAGCCCGUUGUUUUCCUUCGUACGAUAGUUUUUAAAGGAAUUCAACGAAAUUUAACGAUUAUUAUCAUCGUGUCUCAAUCGAUCGAUAAUCAAACCGAGAGAAAAAGAAAGAAAGGAUUGCGCAAGCGAGACGACAAUCUCACGAGAAGAUAACUCAAUGUACCGGAUGAUCACGAGAGGACGAUGAUAGGAUGUCGUGUCUUCAGGGCAAUAAUAUUUAUUCUCGUUAUUUGGAAUUCAAUCCUAAAUGCAGAGAAAACCAACGAAGAAGUUUCGUUAGAAUAUGGCAACUCGAAGUAUCUUCAAUCACAGAAGUAUAUGUACUCUUGGACAGGACCUAAUGCAUUAGCGAGAUCCGCUUUGUUGGAGCGUCAAGAAAGAUUACAGUAUAAUUGCGAGGAGAUUUUUAGACAUAAUAAUGUUGAAAACGGAACGUUAAGUCCUGAAUCCUUUAGAAACAUCCUCGUGGACGAACAACACGAGUUGCUUUAUUGUUAUGUACCAAAGGUUGCCUGUACAAACUGGAAACGCGUUUUAAUGAUCGCCACAGGAAAGUGGUCUGGAAAUGAUCCUUUAGAAAUACCGGCUGAUCAGGCUCACUCGCCAGGAAUAUUUUUAAGAUUAAGUAAUUACACUGCUUCGGAAAUUGAGAAAAAAUUAACAUCCUACGACAAACUCAUAGUCGUUCGACAUCCAUUUGAAAGGCUACUAUCAGCUUAUAGGAAUAAACUGGAAGCGAAGCAUGAAAGGAGCUCGAGAUAUUUUCAAACACGUUUUGGAAAGAAAAUUAUAAAGAAGUACAGAGUGAAUGCUACGCAAGAAUCAUUGAAAAAUGGCGACGAUGUUACGUUCAGAGAGUUUGUAGAAUUUAUUACCAAUGAUACUGAAAAUGGUACGAGGAACGAGCAUUGGAGACCUAUAUAUGAAUUAUGUCAGCCGUGCGUAGUUAAUUACAAUCUUGUUAGUAAGUAUGAAACCUUGGUGGAAGACGCUACAGAAGUGUUGGAAAGAAUGAAUGUCGUCACCGUCAAUUUCCCAUCAAAACCACAGAGUACCGAGCCAACGUCCAAGAAAUUGGAUAGAUAUUAUUCGACUUUAAGUUAUAAACAAUUGAGAAAGUUGGAGGAUUUGUACAAAUUAGAUAUGAAAUUGUUCGAUUAUUCACUGGAGGACGUUUUAGGAUUUUCUUUAGCUUAAAUUUAUAGUGAGAGAAUUAACGUGUACAGAGAACUGAGAUUCGAUGAAUUAAAAGAGAUUCAGAUUCUGUAUCUUUCUUUCUUUUUUUUUAUUUUUAUUUAUUUAUAUUAGAACGAUAUAAAAUAAUAGACUAGUUUAUCUAUUAAGAAUUUCUGUCAAGUCACUACGUUAUAACGAUUUUAAUUCUACGCUGAUCAUUGUCAACAACUUUAUAAUUUGAAAUGAGAUAUAUCCGUCGAUAUUUUUUUGUUCGAUGAUAGAACGAAGAAAUUCGAUCGAAUUGACUUUGUAUACCUUAUAUUCAAUUUGAUUUUUCACGAUUUUUAUGUAACGAAUUGUAAGCGUAAACUCGAUUAGAACUGAAUUUUAUAAUUAAAAUUGAAAAGUAUUUGAAUGUCAAAUUGAUAUAUUUCAUUUGUAUGUGAUUACAUUUUUCUUAUUUUUUUUCUUUUUUUUUUUUCUUUUUAUAUAAUAUUUAAUUCAAAUAAUUACAUUGAUUUGGAUAAAUUAUAAUUUUCAAGAAUGUCAACGUUCAUAUUAUAUUUUUUUUAGAUAUUUUAUAUAAUAACAUAUUAAUAAGAAUUAUGCAUUAGGUAUUUGUUGAGAUUGAAAGGAAACAAACGAUGCAAAAAAGAAGAAUAAUGACUUUUUUUUAAUAUGAAACUAAUAAGUUAUCGAAUAAGGUGGUUUUACGAAAGUCAUGGAAAAAAUUAAACAACAAAAAAGAAAGGAACAAAAUAAUAACAUAUUUGCGUAACAGUUUGAUCGAGUUUUGAAACGUAUCUGUCGAAAACAUUGUUCAUCGAAGUCGAUGUUUGGUUAGCGUGCUAAAUUUAAAUUAGGAUUCGAAGAUGACGAACGAGAUGGGAUUUUAUACCGACUAACUUUGGAUAAAGAGUCGAAGAACCUUAGUCUAAUCAUAAAGGAAAACUUACAAGUACGUGCGAGAACGAAAAUAACUUUCCAUCCAUCAAUCAAUUUGAAGGACUUUCGAAGAACGAGAGUUUAUUGCUACGUCAAUGAUAACGAAUGCAUAAAAAAGCAAUUGGGAUGAAUUUAUGAGCAAUGAAAACAGCAACAAAUAGAUUUAAAAGUAUUUAGAUUAUUUCUCACGUGAUAACAACAGUCCUAUACGCGCUGUUACAUUUAAGUGCAAAUUAAUAUUUUAUACGAAAGGUAAUGCAUUUUUAAUGAUGCAUUAAUUAAAUCAUGUAUUUUCAUAUGAAUUAUUAACAAAAAGAUUAGAAAAAUCUUCGUUAACGAGGAAGGAGAUCGUACGAUGAAACUCUUUGAUAAAUCGAUAAUCGAAGAAAAAAAAAAAUCUUCCAACGAGUAAGGAUCGAUUUAUUGAUUUAUUUGUUUGUUAUAAGGUCAGUAGAAAUUGUUAAGACGUAGAACUGUGCUCUAUGUGCCACACCUUCGCGAUUAUGCGAAUUUCCUACUUAUAUAUGAUAUAAAAAGCUCAGCAUCAAAAAAAAAAAAAAAAAAAAAAGAAGAAAAACAGAAAAAAAAAAAAAUAAUAAUAAAAUAUUCCGUUCCUUGAAAUAUGUUAAUUCUUUCGAAGACCUUCCGAAAACUAGAAACAGCGGGUUCCAGUUUUCUUCUAGAUUUUUUAUUUCAUGGCAAGAAGGAAAAAUUGUUUUAUAUAAAAAAAUCGAGGAUUAAAGAAAGAAAGAAAAAAGAGUAAAGAAACAAAAUAAGAAAAAAGAUUGAGACGAGAAUAUUUAUGAAAAUUUUCUUUGAUCAAAUACUAUCGUCAUCUUUCUCGUCUUUCCCCCACUCCUCGCCUCUCCCUUCUAUCGUCACGUGUAAAUCAAUCUGGCGCCACACGUGAGACGACUUCUUGUGUCUCGUUGAAAAAAAAAGAAGAAGAAAAAAAAAAAGAAAAAAAAAGAAAAUAAAAAGAAAAAAAAAAGAAAGGAAGAA
Messenger RNA from Vespa velutina, 3616 nucleotides. Its product is annotated as carbohydrate sulfotransferase 11-like. Gene Ontology annotation, molecular function: sulfotransferase activity. Gene Ontology annotation, biological process: carbohydrate biosynthetic process. The transcript has 6 exons. Bases 677 to 1690 code for a protein of 337 amino acids. Lineage: Eukaryota; Metazoa; Arthropoda; Insecta; Hymenoptera; Vespidae. Gene Ontology annotation, cellular component: membrane. The record is from RefSeq and is a predicted model, not a curated record.